AUGGCUGGUACCUGUAAGUCUGCGGUUAUGAUUGGUACCUGUAAGUCUGAGGUUAUGGUUGGUACCUGUAAGGCUGAAGUUAUGGUUGGUACCUGUAAGGCUGUGGUUAUGGCUGGUACCUGUAAGGCUGUGGUUAUGGCUGGUACAUGUACGUUUGCGGUUCUGGUUGGUACCUGUAAGGCUGAGGUUAUGGCUGGUACCUGUAAGUCUGCGGUUAUGGUUGGUACCUGUAAGGCUGAGGUUAUGGUUGGUACCUGUAAGUCUGAGGUUAUGGUUGGUACCUGUAAAGCUAAGGUUAUGGUUGGUACCUGUACGUUUGCGGUUGUGGUUGGUACCUGUAAGGCUGAGGUUAUGGUUGGUACCUGUAAGGCUGAGGUUAUGGUUGGUACCUGUAAGGCUGUGGUUAUGGCUGGUACCUGUAAGGCUAUGGUUAUGGCUGGUACCUGUAAGUCUGAGGUUAUGGUUGGUACCUGUAAGUCUGAGGUUAUGGGUGGUACAUGUAAGGCUGAGGUUAUGGCUGGUACCUGUAAAUCUGUGGUUAUGAUUGGUACCUGUAAGGCUGAGGUUAUGGCUGGUACCUGUAAGGCUGAGGUUAUGGCUGGUACCUGUAAGGCUGGGGUUAUGAUUGGUACCUGUAAGUCUGUGGUUAUGGUUGGUACCUGUAAGGCUGAGGUUAUGGUUGGUACCUGUAAGGCUGGGGUUAUGAUUGGUACCUGUAAGUCUGUGGUUAUGGUUGGUACCUGUAAGGCUGAGGUUAUGAUUGGUACCUUUAAGGCUGAGGUUAUGGCUGGUACCUGUAAGGCUGUGGUUAUGGCUGGUAACUGUAAGUCUGAGGUUAUGGUUGGUACCUGUAAGUCUGAGGUUAUGGUUGGUACCUGUACGUCUGCGGUUAUGGUUGGUACCUGUAAGUCUGAGGUUAUGGGUGGUACCUGUAAGACUGGGGUUAUGGUUGGUAACUGUAAGACUGGGGUUAUGGUUGGUACCUGUAAAGCUAAGGUUAUGGCUGGUAACUGUAAGGCUGUGGUUAUGGCUGGUAACUGUAAGUCUGAGGUUAUGGUUGGUACCUGUAAGGCUGUGGUUAUGGCUGGUAACUGUAAGGCUGUGGUUAUGGCUGGUAACUGUAAGUCUGAGGUUAUGGUUGGUACCUGUAAGGCUGUGGUUAUGGCUGGUAACUGUAAGGCUGUGGUUAUGGCUGGUAACUGUAAGUCUGAGGUUAUGGUUGGUACCUGUAAGACUGAGGUUAUGGCUGGUACCUGUAAGUCUGAGGUUAUGGUUGGUACCUGUAAGGCUGAGGUUAUGGUUGGUACCUGUAAGACUGGGGUUAUGGUUGGUAUGGUUGGUACCUGUAAGUCUGAGGUUAUGGUUGGUACCUGUAAGGCUGUGGUUAUGGCUGGUACCUGUUAG
Molecule: messenger RNA, 1404 nt
Organism: Ylistrum balloti
Lineage: Eukaryota; Metazoa; Mollusca; Bivalvia; Pectinida; Pectinidae
Exons: 1
Coding region: 1-1404 (467 amino acids)
Source: RefSeq, a predicted model, not a curated record